AUGACCCUAACAACCACCACCGCAAACUACCUAAUAACAUUCCUCACCGUCGUGUUACUUACUUCAAUAACCACCGGCGAAUCAACUCCGGUAGCAAUUCCGCCGUCGAACGGAGGUUGCGCAGACUCAGUGAUCGCAUUCUCUCCAUGUCUUCCGUACAUAUCAGAACCGCCAAACAACCUCUUCGAAGAUCCUACACCUCAAUGCUGUGAUGUUUUCACCGAAGCUUUUGAAUCCGGCGAGGCGGAGUGUUUAUGUUAUCUGGUUCGGCAGACGUCGAUUCUCGGCUUUCCUCUUAAUGCUUCUAAAAUCCUUUCGUUAUCAGAUCUCUGUUCUACAGCCACUAAUUCCACCACUAAUUCAUCUAUUCAAUCUGUCUGUUCAGAGUCCCCAACUCUGCCUCCUCUCGUCAGCCCCACUUUGAGGCCGCCUCCCCCACCAUCACGUUCAGUUUCUGAUGCUCAUCAAUCUCCUCCUCCCCCAUAUCGUCCCCAAUCUCCUCCUCCUCCAUCGCCAAUCACCAAUCCAAGACCUGCCAACAAUGCAUCUGAACUGAAACCAUCUACAUCAGAGAAGAGCAGCGAUCCCACCAAUCUGGUGCUAAAAACAGUUAUCACUCUCACUGCCGUAUACCUGCUGUUUUUUGUUCGUGUUCCUGUAUUCAUCUUUGACUUUGAGUAG
This is a messenger RNA of Erigeron canadensis, 681 nucleotides long. Its product is annotated as non-specific lipid transfer protein GPI-anchored 25. Bases 1 to 681 code for a protein of 226 amino acids. The transcript is spliced from 3 exons. The record is from RefSeq and is a predicted model, not a curated record. NCBI's taxonomy places the organism in Eukaryota, Viridiplantae, Streptophyta, Magnoliopsida, Asterales, Asteraceae.